This is a messenger RNA of Mercenaria mercenaria, 1627 nucleotides long. RefSeq names its product probable ATP-dependent RNA helicase DDX49. NCBI's taxonomy places the organism in Eukaryota, Metazoa, Mollusca, Bivalvia, Venerida, Veneridae. The record is from RefSeq and is a predicted model, not a curated record. Gene Ontology annotation, molecular function: nucleic acid binding; ATP binding; RNA helicase activity. The transcript has 11 exons. Bases 48 to 1604 code for a protein of 518 amino acids.
CCCGUUAAAAUAUACCACGCGGAAGUAAACAAAUACACGAAGGCCAAAUGGAUUUUGAAGGGUUAGGACUACAUGAUUGGUUAUCCAAUCAGUGUAAGACGAUGGGGCUUACAAAACCUUCAGGCAUUCAGGAAAAUUGUAUUCCCCACAUUUUGAAAGGUGAAGACUGCAUUGGGUGUGCAAAGACAGGAAGUGGGAAGACAGCUGCAUUUGCUUUACCCAUCUUACAAAAACUGUCAGAGGAUCCAUUCGGCAUCUUUGCUCUUGUUCUUACACCAACACGGGAACUGGCUUUCCAGAUUUCAGAACAGUUUAAUGUUCUAGGGAAACCUAUAGGUGUAAGGGUUUCUGUUAUCACAGGAGGUCUAGAUAUGAUGCAACAAGGGUUAGACUUGUCUGUGAAGCCUCACAUUGUCAUUUCAACACCCGGCCGACUUGCAGAUCAUCUUGAAAGCUGUGAUACAUUUAGCCUUAAGAAAAUCAAGUUUCUGGUUUUGGAUGAAGCAGAUAGAUUGAUAGAAGAUGACUAUGGGGAACAGUUAGAGACAAUAUUCAAAGUGUUGCCACGGAAACGCCAGACAUUGCUCUUCAGUGCCACAAUGACACAGACGUUGCACCAGCUGCAGGAAGUUGCUCUAAAUAAACCAUUUUUCUGGCAACAGCCAUCAGAAGUUGCGACUGUGGAGCAGUUAAAGCAGUAUUAUGUUUUGAUGUCGGCAGAUGUAAAAGAUGCCUAUAUGAUGCACGUGUUGGAUAUGUACUGUGAGGCCCAUCCUAAAUCCUCAAUAAUGAUCUUCACAUCAACUUGCAAGUAUACACAGAUACUUGGCAUGAUCUGUCAGGAACUGGGAUUUGACUGUGUUGUUCUUCACUCGUUGAUCAGACAGAAAGAACGUCUUGCAGCUCUUGCAAAAUUUAAAUCUAAUCAAGUGAAGAUUCUCAUUGCAACUGAUGUUGCUUCUAGAGGUUUGGAUAUUCCAACAGUGGACCUGAUCAUCAACCACAAUAUUCCAAACAAACCAAAAAAUUAUAUCCACAGAGUAGGUCGCACAGCAAGAGCAGGCAGAGGGGGUACAGCAGUUUCCUUGGUAACACAGUUUGACAUAAAACUGGUUCAUGCUAUAGAAGCUAUCAUAAAUACAAAGCUUGAAGACUAUCCCACACAUGAGAAGGAGGUCAUGAAGAUACUAACUGAAGUUGCUGUGGCACGUAGAGAGGCAGAAAUUAGACUUGAUGAGAGAGACUUUGGCCAACAGAAGGAAAUAAACAAGAGGAAAAAGCUGAUUCAAGAAGGAAAGGACCCAGAAGAAGAAGAGAGAAAAAGGCUAAAGCUAGUCAAACAGAAGUUUAGAAAACACCGAGCAAAGAUGCGGGAAAAGGAAGAAAAAAUGAAACAGAAAAAUGCCAAAGAUUUAUCAGAGACAGUAGGAACUCCUGGUGAAGCGACAACAUCAACCACUGAAACAGAAGGACAGGGGAGACAAAAAGACUCAAUCAAAACAGUAAUCAGGUUGAAAACAAUGGAAACUAUUAAAAAUAACACAAAGGAAGAUUUAAAAAAGAAAAUGAAACAAAAGAAUGUGAAAAUGAAAUUAAAAUCUUGAAUUAAAGGCUUUUGAAAGGAUAA